Schistocerca cancellata (South American locust) is the source of this 582-nucleotide messenger RNA. RefSeq names its product pro-resilin-like. Gene Ontology annotation, cellular component: extracellular matrix. The transcript is spliced from 3 exons. Bases 1 to 582 code for a protein of 193 amino acids. Lineage: Eukaryota; Metazoa; Arthropoda; Insecta; Orthoptera; Acrididae. The record is from RefSeq and is a predicted model, not a curated record.
AUGUCCGCAGAAUAUGCAGUACGUUCGUAUGAUCAGGCCCACGUGUUGUGGCAGGUGUCUACAAUCUCCGUGAUGGUGGCAUGCCUGGUGGCGGCGGCAACAGCGGCCCCCGACCUGUCUUACCUUCCCCCGGCUGCUGGGGGCGGCGCUGGGGGUGGCGCUGGGGGUGGCUACGGUCGCGGAGGACCCGGCGGCGCCGGUGGUGGCGGCGGUGGCGGUGAUGGACCAUCGGAGCCGGCCAACUACGAGUUCUCCUACGAGGUGCAGGACGCGGCCGCAGGGCUCGACUUCGGCCACAAGGAGUCCCGCCAGGGUGACGUUGCCAACGGCAUGUACCACGUGCAGCUGCCCGACGGCCGCCAGCAGCGCGUAGAUUACGUGGCCGACGAGCAGGGCUACCGGCCCAACGUCAAGUACGAGGGCACCGCUACCUUCGGCGGCCCCGGAGGCGGUGCCGGCGGCGGCGGCGGCGGCCGCGGAGGCUUCGGAGCGGAGGCAUCGCCCCCAACGGAGGCUACCAGUACUAGCAGCCCGAGCGGCGGAGGCGGAGGCGGCGGCGCGCGCCGAGUAGGCGCCAUCUGA